AUGAGUGAACACUUGAAAGGGAGCUACUACGGGUCCUCUCCCCCAGAGCUGAGACUUGUUCUUUUGGGAAACAUUGGAUGUGGAAAGACGUCUUCAGCAGACACUAUCCUGGGCCAGCUGUCCCCCAUCUCUCCCAGUGCCUCCAGGAGCUGCCAGCUGCGACGGGGCAUCUCUGAGGGCAUCUCUGAGAGCAGGAGUGUGACUGUGGUGGAGGCGCCGAGAUGGUACUGGGACGGCGUCAAGAUGGAGGACAGUGUCAGGAAGGAGACAGAGAGAGCGAUGACGCUGGUAGCACCAGGCCCACAUGCUAUUUUGCUGCUCGUGCCGGUUAACCAAUUCACAGAGAUGGAGAGUCAUGUGCCUGCAGAGCUGGAGGAAGCGUUUGGGGGCGAGGUGCUGGAUCACACCAUGGUCCUGCUGACCUGUGGGGACUACUUGAUGGGAAGAACAGUGGAGGAAUACCUGCAGAAAGAACACCCGGGCCUGAGGCAAAUAAUUGAGCGCUGUCGGGGGAGGUACCAUGUCUUCAAUAAUCGUAAGCGUCAGGACAGGGAGCAGGUCUGUGAGCUGCUGGAGAAGGUGGACAAUAUGGUGAAGGAAAAUGGGGAAUACUAUGUGAAAACGGCUCAGGAGAGAGAGCUGGAGAAGCGAGUGAAAGACAGACGGAGAGAACUUAUGGAAAGUUACAGAGCUCAAAAGGAGGAGAGAAGAGAGACUGUCGCUUCAACACACAUCCAAAGCACAGAAACACGCAGGAGUAUCGAUAGAGAGGAGAACAGUGCCGCCUUGGAGAGGAGGAGGAGAGAAGGGAGGGAUGAGAUUGAGGGAAGUGUGAGUGUGAGCCAAAGAUCUAACGGGCUUCAUUCAACGCCAGCACCAGAGCAACAGUCCUAUUCAGAGACGCAUAAUGAAAGGCAGUUGAACAGGACGCCCAGUUUCAGACUAAAUGCAGAUGGAGCUAUACUCUCACAAAUGUCUGAGGUUAAAUCAACUCCGAGAGUGGUCACUACUUUUCAUCAAAGAUUGAACAGCUUUGAAGAGAGAUCCCCUGAGGCGUCUCCGACUUCCUCUCCUCAUUCGCCAGUCAUCCUCUCUUCCCCGUCCUCACCAACCUUUGCCUCCUCUCCGUCCUCAUUUCCCUCAUCCUCCACUCCCUCCUCAUUCCCCUCAUCCUCCUCUCCCUCC
Messenger RNA from Perca flavescens (yellow perch), 1185 nucleotides. Its product is annotated as GTPase IMAP family member 4-like. Gene Ontology annotation, molecular function: GTP binding. The annotation marks the transcript as partial. Lineage: Eukaryota; Metazoa; Chordata; Actinopteri; Perciformes; Percidae. The transcript is spliced from 6 exons. The record is from RefSeq and is a predicted model, not a curated record.